AUGGUCUCAAAGUUGUAUGGCAAACCGGAACUCGACCAAUACGUUCAAUCGGUGAUCAGUAUGCGUCGUGACAAGAAUCAAAACUGUCGGUACUUGGCAUUCGAUGGCAUCAACCUCGUCAACUUGCCAGAGUUCCCGCCACAAGAGGAGACCGUAGAGAUGUCGCCACCAGUCAAACCAAUUCAGCUGUUUGGUGGAAAUUCAUCGUCAACCGAUCAACUACCCAAUCCAGACAUUACCGAUCAUCCAAAGAUACUUACCUACGAAUCUUUCAAACAGUUUGCAAACUUUAAUGUUGACGAUCACGGUACCUCAUCGCAACACUCUCAGAGCAGUCAGAGACACUCUAUUUCCAAUGCCUUUCUCCUUACUAAAGAUCUAUCAUAUCAACAUGUUAUAACCAAUUGUGAAGAGAAUUCUACAAGAGUACAUAUUGAAAACGAUUUAUUAAUGAGAUUAGUAUUAUCACAAACUCAAUUUGAAAAACAAUUGAGUGAUGGACAACUAUCAUCUACAUGUACUUUAAAUAUGAAUAUUCAAACUGUUUUAGAAAAGGUUAUUUAA
Heterostelium album PN500 is the source of this 564-nucleotide messenger RNA. RefSeq lists its product as uncharacterized. The record is from RefSeq and is a predicted model, not a curated record. The coding region runs from base 1 to 564 and encodes 187 amino acids. Lineage: Eukaryota; Evosea; Eumycetozoa; Acytosteliales; Acytosteliaceae. The transcript is spliced from 3 exons.